Molecule: messenger RNA, 1797 nt
Organism: Linum trigynum
Lineage: Eukaryota; Viridiplantae; Streptophyta; Magnoliopsida; Malpighiales; Linaceae
Source: the annotation of a GenBank genome assembly
AUACAAUCAACAAUUAUAUACUAAUUAUUCAACUGACAAUUAUAUACUGAUUAUUCAACCAACAAUUAUAUACUAAUUAUUCAACUAUCAAUAUUAAACUAAUUAAGAUACUAACAAUUGAAAUUAAAAUAAAUCUAAUAAAUAUUUAAUUAAACCGAAUCAGUCAAACCCGAAACCUAGGUUUUCGUUUGGUGUAGCCAGCCCGUCGCCGAAAUCCCACAGAUCGUGACCAACUUCCGCUCCAAAUCCAGCCACGGCGUCUCCCUCGCUUUCCUCCUCACUUGGGUCGUCGAGGACAUUUUCAAUCUGUUGGGUUGCCUUCUGGAGCCUGCAACGUUGCCAUCUCCGACCGACCGUCCACGCCAGCUGGAUUUACAGAGCUCAUCGAUCUCUUGCCCUUUCCUUUUUCUCGAUUCAUCUCGACUGGAAACUGUAAGUCAUCCCCUCUCUCCUCCCUAUUUCUUACAUUGUUUCUUCCCUUCAGAUCUGCAUAGAAUGGACGACGCCUCUUCCUCUCCCUCGGCUUGUGCUCUCCUGUCGCUGCAAUCCCGACUUCUUUCUCCAAACUACAGCAAUAACAACAGCAGCAAGGGGCAUCUACAUGAAGAGUCCACGACGGGAGAGACACCGAAGUGCUGAUUCAGAAGCGUGCCGUUGUUGAGAUCCGCCAGAUUAGGAACCGAAGAAACAGGGACGGUUACAAUAACGGGAGUGGUUUGAUUAUGUCUCUUUUAUUAAAUGAUAAUGAUUUUUCAAUCUCCUUUUCUCUAAUACUUAAGCAUAAACUAGUUGUAAUAUAAUGUAUAGGUGUCCCUGUGUUGAUGCGACACUCCCUAUCUUUGUAAAUUACCCGUAACUUUGGUAGUAUAGAUCGUGUUUAUGGAACCCAUGCCUCUUUGUGAGGUUAUUUGUUGGUGUUUAUCUAAUUCUUUUUCUUACGUUAUGUUUUUUUGAUGUUGUACAGGUGAUCUCUCUGAUGGUCCAUGCGAAGGAUUCGGCUCACGUUUUGGGAGGUGCCAUCCUGUAGAAGUUCAGGUGUACACGUUCAUCUCUCCAGCGUGUUUCAUUUUAUUUCGCACCGUAUAGGUACACAAGGGUUGCCUAUAUCGUGGCAAUCAAGUCCUCUCAUCGUUGGUUCAACACCUUGUUGACCAGCGCAAUUUACUUUGUUAUUAGUUUGGCCUGCAAAGGUCUUGUAUAUUUUCGUAUCUUGCUAUUCCUUUCGGAAUAUCUAUGGCAAAAAAAAAAAAACAGUCAAACCCAUCGGUCCGACCAGGCCCAGUAGACGUGGUCCGACCAGGCCUAGUAGACGCGGUCCGACCAAGCGAGGCGGACAGUGUCCGCUCAGGCGAGGCGGACGGCGUCUGCUCGGGCAAGGCGGACGGCGGCUUAGGGACGAAGAAAAAAAUUCCUGGAGACAGCGGCGACGACUGGAACAGCGGCGAGAGCGAGCUUGGGAAGUCGGCAGCGGCGACAGCGAGCUUGGGACGGCUGCUUCUGGGUCUGGAACAGCGGCGGUCGGUGGCAGGUGGGCGGCGGUGGUCAGGGAAGUUGGCAGGAGGGAGGGGUUGGCGGUCAGCAGGAGGUGAGGGGUUGGGAGGUGAGGAUUAGGUUGGGGUAGAUAAGUUUAGGAUUUUAAAUUAGACCUGUGGCAAAAUCGUCUUAUUUUUUGUAACUAUGAGCGGCAAAUAGCUAUUCAUUUAUUUAUUGGUCCGGUAUUAGUCCUCCUCAUACCUUAUACUACGACGAUACGAUCCCUAAAAUUUGUAAACAAUACAAUGAAGUCCUGAUUUUUUC